Molecule: messenger RNA, 2370 nt
Organism: Nicotiana tabacum (common tobacco)
Lineage: Eukaryota; Viridiplantae; Streptophyta; Magnoliopsida; Solanales; Solanaceae
Source: RefSeq, a predicted model, not a curated record
AUGGUGGCCUCAGUACUAUCCAGUAUGCUGCCAACUUGGACAAUAUCUAUUGUUAUAGCCAAUAAUACUGAUGGGCUCAAUGUGGAAAGUGGGCUGCAAGAGGAAUUGGCAACUGGGCUAGAAGAUCUGCCAAGAAGAACCUUUAUGCAGGAAAUGGUGUCUCAGAUGGCAGCCUUAACUGCUCAUCUUAGGCCAACAAUUGGUGUUCCUUCUCAGUUUCCGGCGUUGGGUGCCAUCGCUCCUUCAUCUACUGCAAGUGGUGCGUCACCUCUUCUCCACCACAAACGUGCUUUGAUUGAGAUAAGUCAUUUUAAUGGAGAUAACCCAGAGGCUUGGGUCUUCCAGGUUGAGCGCUAUUUUAAUUUUUGCUUUAUUAAUGAGAAUGAGAAGCUCAUUAUUGCUUCCUUUUAUCUCGAAGGUCGUUUAGCAAAGCUGCAACAAUCCACUACCGUCGCUGAUUAUCAAGCUCGGUUUGAGGCCUUAUCAAAUGAAACGCUUCUUCUAUUAGAAGAGGGUCCUUCGGAUCCUAACAUUCCUCCAGAUCUCUUUGUUACAAAUGAAGUUUUAGCUGAGGAAUUACAAUAUCUCGAGGUCCAACAACACUCUGCAAUUUCAUAUCAUGCAUUGGUAGGUGGGAAUUCCUCUACUACCCUGCGUUUUAAAGGUGAAAUUAAUGGUUCUCAUCUCCAUGUUCUCGUAGAUGGGGGAAGCACAGAUAACUUUAUUCAACCUCAUGCUGCUAAGUUUUUGAAUCUAAAGGUGGAAGCCACACCUCGAUUUUUGGUGGUAGUUGGUAGUGGCCAAAGGCUUUCUUGUGCGGGAGUAGUACGAAAUAUGAAGUUGUUGGUCCAGGAAUGUAGUUUGACUUUGGACCUUUAUGUCUUGGAUUUACAUGGUGCGGAAGUUGUCUUAGGGGUAUCUUGGUUAGCAACAUUAGGUCCGGUGGUUACCGACUAUCAUGAGCAUAUCUUUGAAUUUUCCCUUGGUGGCAAUCGUUACAGAUGGAAUGGGAACCACCCAUUGACGUGCAACCAGUCCAAUUACAGAGUAUUCGACGUUUGGCAGAACUGGAUGGCAUAUCAUGUUAUUCGGCUUGAGUUAGUAGCUGAUAUAGCACUUACAACUCCAAAUUAUCCUACGGAAUUGUCGUCUCUACUCCAUACUUUCAAAGAUAUUUUCUGUAAACCGCAAGGUUUGCCUCCAUCCAGAACGCAAGAUCAUGCAAUUCACUUGCAGCCUCAAGUAGGUCCAGUGAAGGUUAAACCUUACAGAUAUCCCUAUUUUCAAAAGCAAGUGAUGGAACAACUUGUCUCUAAGAUGUUGAAGGAAGGAGUGAUUUGCCCUAGCACUAGUCCCUUCUCUUCUCUAGUAUUGUUAGUGCGCAAAAAGGACGGCACAUGGAGAUUCUGUAUGGAUUAUCGCGCCCUAAAUGAUAUCACUGUAAAGGAUCAUUUCCCUAUGCCGACCAUUGAUGAGUUGUUUGAUGAGCUUCAUGGUGCAAGAUAUUUCUCAAAGUUAGAUUUAUUAUCAGGCUAUCACCAAAUUCGUGUCCGACCCGAAGAUGUACCAAAAACGGCAUUUCGAACUCAUGAGGGACAUUACGAGUUCUUAGUCAUGCCCUUCGGGUUAUCCAAUGCUCCGUCAACUUUUCAGGCCACCAUAAAUGCGGUGUUUAGGCCACAUCUUCAACGAUUCGUUUUGGUAUUCUUCGACGAUAUUCUAGUUUACAGUGGAUCUUGGGACUUACACUUGGAGCACUUGUCUUUGGUUCUCCAACUACUGAGAGACCAUCAGUUGGUGGCAAAAGAGUCGAAGUGCUUUAGUGCAUGCCAUUACCGGAGAUUUAUUCGUCAGUAUGCCACCAUUGCUGGACCUUUGAUAGAUUUGCUUCGUAAGGAACCAUUCCAAUGGAACGAACGGGAACAAGUUUCUUAUGAGACACUCAAGCAGGCUUUAGAAUCUACUCCAAUACUGUACAAACCCGGGAAAAAUAACUUAGCUGCAGAUGCUUUGUCACGGACUCUUGAAAGCUCAUUCCUAGCUAUUUCGGGUCGCAAACUUGAUAUUGUCAUUGAAUUGCAGCGUGAAAAUCAGUCUCAUCCUGAGCUUUUAGCGGUACAACAGCUACUGCAAAAUUCCACAAAUGGAGCAACUGACUAUUUUUUUCGUGAUGGACUACUACUCUUCCGAGGGCGUUUGGUGGUACUUUCUGAUUCUACCCAAUUCUUGAUGAAUUUCAUUCUUCCUUGGUUGGUGGUCAUGCGGGGGUCGCACGCACUUUCCACUGCCUUUCCUCCAAUUUCUUUUGGAAGGGAAUGUGAAAAGAUGUUCAGGCCUUUGUGGCUUCGUGUCAAGUUUGCCAACAAAUGA